Chironomus riparius is the source of this 3886-nucleotide messenger RNA. The record is from the annotation of a GenBank genome assembly. NCBI's taxonomy places the organism in Eukaryota, Metazoa, Arthropoda, Insecta, Diptera, Chironomidae.
UAGUUAUUAAUUUAUCAGUAGAAGAAAAAAAUAAAAUAAAAUAAAAACGAGAACGUUGAAAUACAAAAAAAUUAAAGUUGAAUGCUGAAUGAAACUUAUACAAAGACAGAGUCAAGAAACCACUAAAAAUGGAUUACUAAUGGAUUAUGAUAUACACACAUAAUAUCCAAUAACGCAAGAAAACUACAACAGAUAAUCCAACUCAAGAGACUUGUCAUCAUUCUUCACAUCCGCAUAUACAUAUACGAUAUUUUAAUUGAAAUGAACUCGGACCUUUGAGUUUAUAUCAUCAUCAUCAGACAUUGUCUCGUCAUUACAGGGUAUAUAGUAUUACACAUUUUCGGGGAGUAAUACAUCUAUCCAUAGAGAUAGCGAGUGACAGGAUAGAAAUACACACAAAAAACAUUUUUGAUGCUGCUUUGUGAAUAUGUUGCAUCGUUUACUUUACAAAAUGGCACGACAAGCAUACAAUGUGCCUCGUAAAAAAUUAAUUGAGAUAGUGAUAGUGUUGUUUUUAAUUACAAAAUGCCAUGCACAACAGGCAUGGGAUCAUGUUGUUGAUUUGGAUCAAAAUUACCAAUUACUAUGGACAGUAAAAGACACAGAUAUCAUAUUUGAAGCGAGAGUAAGGACGCAUGGAUAUGUAGGAUUUGGAUUUUCACGUGAUGGAACAAUUUAUGGUGCUGAUGUGUUCAUUGGAUGGAUUGACGAUGCCCAUACAUUUUAUCAUGAUUGUCAUAUAAAAACACACAGUGCAACUGGUGAACCAGUGCCAGACCAGUCACAAGAUUAUGUACUACUAAAAAGUAGCGAGAAUGCUACACAUACAAUAUUAAGAUUUCGUCGGAAGCUUGAUACAUGCGACGAAAAAUUUGAUGUUCCUAUCACGAAUGAUACGAUGAACAUAAUUUAUUUGUAUCAUCCGGAGAAACCAAAGCGAGGUCAAAUUAAGAAAGGCAGCCUGUCAGAUCCAGUUAUGGCAAUGCAGCCCGUAAAAUCACUUCUCCUAUUACAGAGGAGUCAACAAAGUAGGUCGAGUAAAGAAGCAGGAAUUAGUACGUUAGAAGUUAGAAAUAAAAAUGUUAGAAUUCCUUUGACACCAUCAAAGAUGCUUAAAUGGUGCCGUAUUCAUCGACUGAGAAAUAUAACAGAGAAUCAUAUUAUACGUUACGAACCUGUUUUCUCAUCGCCCGAAUCACAAAAGUUCAUCACAUCAAUGAAGCUAUAUGAGUGCAGAACAUCGGCCAUAAAUCUUCAAUCGGACGAUGAUGAAGAAUGCAAUGAGGGAAUUAAAGGCGCACGUAAGUGUUUUACAGUCGUUGCCACAUGGAGUCGCGGUUCGGAAGGCUUCACAUUCCCUAAAGACGUCGGCUAUCUUCUCGAUUCGAAUAGCAUCGAUAGUCUACUAUUAGAAGUACAUUAUCAACCAAUUUAUAAGAAGCAAUUAGAUGAUAGUUCCGGCUUUAGAAUAUAUCACACGAGAAAUCGCAGAAAAUAUGAUGCUGGAUCAUUACAAAUAGGAAUAGAGCCAAACUUUUUGCAUAUCAUAGCUCCAGGAUUUAAAAGAGUUAUCUCUGUUGGUCAUUGUACGUCAAAUUGUACACAAAAAGCAUUGCCAGCCGAAGGCAUAAACAUAUUUGGCGUGAAUAUGCAAACGCAUAGUUUGGGACGAAAAAUGAAAAUUAGUUUGGUGCGAAACGGAGAAGAGCUAGCACCAAUUGCUCAAGAGUCAAACUUAAAUGCAGACUAUCUCGAAAAUCGAAUUUUUAAUAGAGUUAGUAAAUUGUUUCCCGGCGAUCACGUAACUGUAGAAUGUACUUAUAAUACAUACGAACGAGAACAAUUCACAUUGGGCGGAGAUUCCGUUGAUGAAGAGAUUUGUAGUGCGACAUUGAUGUAUUAUCCUCGUCAGGAUCAACUUGUAUCAUGUAAUUCACAGACAAAUGUUGCACAUCUUUUGAAGGCAUUAGGAAUUGAAAAGUUAUCGAAAUCCGGCGAUCAACCGAUGAUAAAAAGUCCUGAAAAAUAUGCCGGUCGAACACUCGAGCGACAUUUACAGCUCUACGAUUGGAGAAAUGAGUAUGAUACAUUUGAUAGGAUCAUAAAAACAUCACAGUUUGAUGGAAUUUGCAAUAGUGCAGUUGUUUCUAGUCGAGUCUCUGGCACUCCAGCAAACAUAAUAAAGCCAUAUACAGCAUUAGACUCAUCAUGCCCUUAUCAUGAUUUAAAAACAAAUUCAAUUUACAAACAUCAGCCUAAUACCCAGUCAAAUGACAUUGAUGGCGAUGAAAAUUCGAUUAGUGACAAUGAAAAAAUAAAAGUAACGCGUCACUCGCCUACAUACUCACUAGAAUUAAGUAGCAGCUCGAGUCGGAAUGUCUUAUCGCCACUCAUAUUUCUACUUGUUGUCCUGAGGAUAUGUCUUCAAUGAUUGUAACAAAAGCAAAGUAAAACCAUUAAAAAAUUCUAUCGUAAUUAAAAAAAGUAAUAAUAUUUAUAGUAAGCAAGUAGUCAGUGAAUUAAUGAAAAAAAAUUUUGUAGUGAAAAAAAGAAUCGUCGUUCGUUCGUUAUCUAAUCAAUUUUAUUGAAUAACUUAAAGAAUGGACAUUCGAGAGAAUUUUGUGAAUUUUUAAGAGAUUUCCAUCAAAUUUCUAAAUUUAUGGUCGAUUUAUGCAACAUGUGAUGGGUUCAUGUAUAAAAAUGAUUUUUAUUAACCAAAAAAAGCAACGUUUAUUGCUGUCAAUGUUGUACCUUUAAAUGAUGUGAUGAAAGUUCUUAAAAAGUCUACAAAAAUCUUUCGAAUGAGUUUUCAGAACGUAAUGAAAUUGUGAUGAUUUUUGACUACUAAGAAGUUUUGAUAAAAAAAAAAAAAAAUCAGCAACUCAGCACUGAUGAAAUCAGCCAAAUGAUCCGUAAAAUCAAAUUUCUUUUGCAAUUUCAUGACGCUCAAGAAAAAAAGAGAGAAUAAAAAAAAUAUUUCGAGGUAAAAUAUGAGAACCAGACAAUCCAAUAAGAAGUUAAUGAGGAUAAAUAAAAAAUGAAAAAAAUACUUGUAAUCACUUGAAAAGCAAUAUAUUUUAAACAUAUGAGUGAAUGAAUGACAAAAAAUAAUAAUAAUAAUUUAAAUGGAAAAAUAAUUAAAUAUCCCACGUGAUAUGAUAAUAUUUUUUAAAAACAAACAUCGUUGAAUGGACAUUAGAACUACAGCAACUUAUUAUACGUUGUGUCUAAUUAUUAAUUAUUAAAACUGAUGAUUUGAUAUCUCUCUAAACCUGUAAUUUUUAAUUCAAAGUACGGGGAUAUAUGAAUAAUCCAUAAUUUUCAAAGACUGAAUGUAUGUUGAUGAAUAAUUCUCUAAAAAAAUGAUUUUUUUUUGUCCGCAAAAAACAUGUAAAUUUUAUUUAAGCGCAAGCAUGCGAGGGGUGGACAUUUUUCAAUUUAAAAUAGAGGCGUAACUACUCACAUUUGAGAAUAACAAAAUUAAAAAAAGUGUCCAUGCCUAGCAGCAAAAUGACAUUUUUUUUCAUAUCGACUGACUGUAUUUUUAUCCACGUUGAAUUCAGCAAAUAAAUAAACCACGCAAUACAGUCAUGAGGGACUUUAUCAAUUGUACCGUACGUGAUGAAUAAACUCGAGUUUAUUUAGAAAUUGCGCUUUUUUUUAUAUAGAAAAACGUCCCUUUGAGCAGUCUUUUUAGUGGAGAAAUGAAUGAAAAAAAAAUAAUAUUCUCUCUUUGAUCAACAGAAAUUGUAGAGAAAUCAGCAAACCACACUGCUCAUUUGAAUAUUACAUUAUUUUCAUUUCUGUUUGUGAAUAUAAUUUUUCUUGUGUAUAAAAAAAAAGUUAUAUAAAAAUCCAUACCUGUAAGCAGAGAAAAAAAAUUAUA